This is a messenger RNA of Physcomitrium patens, 1008 nucleotides long. RefSeq names its product germin-like protein 9-3. Lineage: Eukaryota; Viridiplantae; Streptophyta; Bryopsida; Funariales; Funariaceae. Gene Ontology annotation, molecular function: manganese ion binding. The record is from RefSeq and is a predicted model, not a curated record.
UCACUGUGCUGAUUUCUACAUCACUGUCGAUGCUGUCAUUGGUAUUGAACACCCCGUCAACUCUGUCGGUCCUCUCCUUUGGAAAUUCCAGUAGCUGCGAACCAGGCGUGGCUUGUCCGACUUGCUGGAUGCAAUUCAUUGUCACCUGCCGUCGGAGAUCUCUUGGAACGAUCAACGGGGGCGAGACCAGGAGCUUACAUUGUGGACUUCGGUUUCAGAAGUGAGGAUUGCAAGUGAUAAAGAAACAUGGCAGCCCGAGUUGCUUUCGCAGUGUUGGUAGUCACGGCCAUCGUGUUCGCAGCCCAGGCCUGCGAACCCGAGACCCUUGGCGAUUACUUUAUCCCACCCGGUGUUGACAGGAAUAAUAUCGGAAGUGACUACUUCACUUCUACGCUGUUACGUGGUGAGCCAGUGAUCGCCGCAGGUGCCAAGUUCAGUGCCAAAAGACUUGGCUCGAAUGAAUUCCCGGUUCUCACUAACCUUGCUGUGUCAUCUGCACUCCUCAAGUACUUGCCCGAGGGCAUCAACCCUUUCCACAUCCACCCUCGGGGCACCGAGCUGUUGAUCGUGUUAAAGGGAACUCUGAACGUGGGCCUCAUCGACACCGCCAACAAGCUCUUCACCGCCGUGUUGCAGGAGGGCGAUGUGUUCGUUUUCCCCAAGGGAUUAGUACACUACCAGAUCAACUUAAGCCGCCUGCCCGUGAUUGCAUACGCUGCCUUCAGCAGCUCCAACCCCGGAACCGUGUCUCUGCCCGUGACCUUGUUCGGCACCGGCAUUCCCAAAGUCGUCCAUGAGACUGCAUUCAAGGUUCACAAGCUUGUCAUUGACAAGCUUGAGGCACCAUUCCGUAACUAGGGUGAUUUUGGAAAUGGGGGAUACGCACGGGUAGUGAUUCAAUGAUCUGCUAGAAUCAUUCCAGCACUGGAAUGGUCUUCAAGCAUGUGACGAUGUAUUGUGAUCCAAAGAUUUGAAUACCUUCAACCCGAAAUCUCACCGUUACCUCUA